Messenger RNA from Oldenlandia corymbosa var. corymbosa, 3672 nucleotides. The record is from the annotation of a GenBank genome assembly. NCBI's taxonomy places the organism in Eukaryota, Viridiplantae, Streptophyta, Magnoliopsida, Gentianales, Rubiaceae.
AAAAUAAUAGUAGUGGUAUAAUUCACCUACUAGUUGCAACAAGCACAGUACAAAUUAAAAAUAAUUAAUUCUAAUCUAAAAAUUAAAAAAGAAAAAAGAAAAGUCAGCAAGCGCUGUGAUUCCCGCGAGGCACUCGGGCACUUUUUUGCAAAUUGGAAAAAAAAUGGUGUACGAUCCAUUUCUCUCUAUUAGGGCGGCUGGGCCACUUUAUAACAAGAAAGCCCAAGAUUCACAAAAGAUACGCUUGUCAAUUCUCUCCCAGUGGUGAAUCUGUAAAAUAACGCGAAAACCAGUGGCACUCAUUUGACACAGUCAUCAUCACCAAAGAAUAGAGAAAAAAACAUAAUUAUGAUGAAAAAUUGGUAGGCUGAGAGAAAUCCGAGAAGGGGGUAAGACAGAAUCUGUUUCCAAACAGACACAGCCGUUGUGCCCCGCCACCGCCCCCCCAGUGAUUGCUCCGCCGUACCCAUCCCUCGCCACAAAUACUGUUCAACCAGAUUUCCAGAUAAUUACCAGAGGCUUUUAUUCAAUUAUUCUCGAUUUGGGUUUUUUUUUUUUUUUUGUUUCCCUUCCAUUUUGAUGGCAUCAUCUACAGUUAGGGGUUUGUUAACCUCACCUGUCACCAACCCGUCUCAGCUCCGGUCUUAUCUCCGGCACCUCCAUCAACAACCACCACCACCACCUCCGCCGUUCUCGCACAAUCUCCUCGUCCGGCCUUUGCUUCCGGCCAUCAAGCGUAGAGCCGCCUCAUCUACGGUGGUGAGCUGUUUGAUUUCCGGUGUGGACGGGGGUGGAGUAUCCGACGACUUCGUGUCGACGAGGAAGUCUGGGUUCAGCCGUGAAUUCUCCGUCAUUGCGAAUAUGCUCAAGCGGAUUGAGCCUCUUGACGUCUCCGUUAUUUCCCAAGGCGUGUCUGACGCCGCGAAGGAUUCCAUGAAGCAGACCAUUUCCACUAUGCUUGGGUUGCUCCCUUCCGAUCAAUUCUCCGUUACUGUUAAGGUUUCCAGACGCCCUCUUGAUCGCCUCAUCGUGUCUUCCAUUAUCACUGGAUAUACUUUGUGGAAUGCGGAGUAUCGAAUUUCGUUGAUGAGGAACUUCGACAUAUCUUUGGAUAAUGUGGAAAGGCCUGAACUUUUGGAGGAAAAUGGGGGUUCGCAGCUGAGCUUAGAAGACAGUGAAAACAGGGGAAGUGAAAUUAGACCUGACAGAAGUUCGGAGGAUUUGGAAGGUCUGAAUAUGGAGAGUCUGGGGAAUUUAUCUCCGGAAGUUUUGAGCUACAUUCAGCAUUUGGAAUCAGAGCUGUCUAGUGUGAAACAGGAACUGCAUACCUGUAAACAGGAAAAUAUGCAAAUGGUGUAUGUGAAGAAGAGCAACAAUGAUCUCUUAGAGUACUUGAGAUCUUUAGAAUCUAAUAUGGUUACCGAAUUAUCAAGACCUUCAUCCUCAGAGGUGGAUGAUUUCAUUCAUCAGCUUGCUCAAAAUGUAUUACAAGGAUUUUUCAAAGAAGACCCUGUCUCCUAUUACACGAAAGACCCGGGUAUUGGUCGGAUGGGGAACUAUGAUGAUGCUGCCGAAUGUCAUGAUACUAUUAACACAUCCCGGGACUACUUAGCAAAGCUUCUUUUCUGGUUAGUUUUUUUUCAUUGAUAUGCAAUUACAUUACAAGCUCGCGUUUUACUAUUGACAUUAACAUCUUAAAUGAAGAGAUUGCCCUUAACCUUAAAAGUAGUUUAAAUUCAUGGGACCAAAUGAUGAUAGCUCUCUUUCUGAUAAUGGCAGGUGCAUGUUAAUGGGACAUCAUUUAAGAGGCCUGGAAAAUAGAUUGCAUCUAAGUUGUGCUGUUGGUUUGUUGUAAGUAGAGGAAGCAGGAUGGAAUGUGUAUAUUCUUCAUUUUCGCUCUUAUUCUGCUUCAAAUUUUUGUCUUGUAGAACAGUUGUUUGAGAUGUGUAUCAUGUAUCCUGAAAAGAAAGAAGAAACAAGAUGGAGAAAUUGUUAUCAUUUGUUAAGCCAUGUGUAAAAUAGUGACGUACAUUUCCUUUAUUUUUUUUUUUUUUGUGGCUAGUGCCACCUCGAUAUUUUGAAUUGCAUGUUCUGAAUCGCAGCCGACCACUGCAAAAGAUGAAUAAAAGCAUAUCUGCUUCAUAGGAAUGAACAAAAGUAUACAUUAAACUAUGGUUUUCUAUUUCCACUUUCUGUAUUUUGUCACAUGGUGGAACUCAUUUCAGACAGGAAAAACAAAGAUUCUCGAGCAAAAAAUUCUCGUCUGUACAAAAGAAUGGUGGAAAUGAAGAAUGCUUGUGUUACUAGUCACUACAGUCUGCACAAAUCGUGAGGUGCCCAGAGAUAAUCCACAGGACAAGGCACUCCAUUGUCAAGCCUCACCCAUGGUUUUCCCUUGCCGCUCCAAUGCAGCAAACUAACUGGACCUGAAUGCAAUGAUCUGCAACUGUUCAGAACAUUGUCGCCUCCAAGUCCGUGUUGAUUCCAUCUAUGACUAAUGGCUUCGACAUCUCCACCGAAAACCAGCAAAAAUGGUGGUAGAGAACCUAAGCUGUAAAUCUUUCUUUCCCUCUGUAUUUCCAUCCAGUUCUCAAUGUUCUCUGUGUAGCUUCCCUUUCUCCAUCUCUCCAACUCCAUUAUCAUUACACCUGUAUUGAAAUAACACGGUUUCUUGCCUUCAAAUGUCUUUGAAAGCUGCGGGUCUGACCAGAAAUUGUCGGUGAAGUAAUUGGUGAAGUUGGCGUGACAGUAAGUAGGAGCACCAAUUACUCUGUCUCCAGUCACUCUCACUGACCAUAACUUCUGGAUGUCGUCGGCGAGGAUCACAUCAGAAUCCAGAUAAAUAACCCUUUUCACACAAGGCUCAAUGAUAUCAGCCAAGUAGGUUCUUGCAUAAUUUAAAGGGUUGUCCAGAGCUCGACGAAUUGAAGAAGUUAUCAAACUCCUAACACGCUGUGUACUGAAAGAGUAUACCUUGAAACUCAGAGACGGAAAAAUGGAUCUUAAGAUUACAUCAUACUCCUCCGGCAUAGGUAAGCUAGAAGAAGCACAACCAGAGUCAGCUGCAACAAAAUGGAAGUGAAUGUUUUCCGGGCAAGAAGUAUGCCGGAGAAUGGAGUGAACAGCCGCCACUGUACCUCUAAAGUAAACUGAAUCAAGCGUCAUUGCCACAUGAAUAGCUGAAGGAUCACAAAAUCCAAGUGACUUAUCCAAUGCUUCACAUUGAUUUCCGUUGCCAUAAACCGGCGAUUUCAUAUACCCUCUUGACAACCCUGUAACAUCUCCGGCUGAAUUAGUCCCGGGCAAAGGCCGGCUUUCGAAUACAGGCAGCAGAAGAAGAAGCUGAAGAACUAGCACAACAGCUAAGGAAGUGAUGAUUCGAUAAUGUACCAUGAUUUGAUUUGAAGAUCGCAGGUGGAAAAUUAACUGGGAGAGAAUUUGGUCACAAAGGGUUGAAUGCGCUUACUAUAUAGUACUAAAAAUAUAAAAUGGCUUUGGAUGGAGUAACAAAACGCGUAGACUGAGUAUUCUUAUUAUUGUUGUGUUGAUGUAAUAAUAACGAGUGGGAUGGUGUGAAUUACUAUGAAUUAAAUAUUGUAAUCCCAUUUUUGUAAUGUAAUGUUAGCUUCAAGGAACCUGAGGUUCCUGUACCAAAUGUUGGUUCGUUCAUGC